AUGUAUUCGAAUCACCUAUAUCAUCAAUAUUUCCAAGAUUUCAAGAGUGUGGGAGAAAUAGAAAUAAAAAUGUGCUGCUCAUCUCAAAGAUGCAUAAAUUCGAAAACCCGUAAGACUGAGCCUUGUGGUGAAGAACUCAGGGAAACAAUUGUGGAAAUUAAGCAGAGCAGAGAUCAGGGCCAGCUUGGCGGAGGGUUACAUAUUUGUGUUGAAUUUGAAGUUUGCAUCCCGCUGCUGAGUCUUAAUCAUGCAGCUAAGGCCUUAGUAUAUGCAGCGGAAUCUGGGCCUGGCAAGGAAGAUUUUGGCAGGCUGUUCACUGUGGAACUGAGUUCCUUCCUGGCAGCCGGCUGCAGCGAUCUAUGGGCCAUUGACGCUGAGGAGGAUGCCUCCCAGCUCAUCUUUCCCAAAGAGUUUGAAACAACUGAAACACUUCUAAAUUCCGAAGUUCACCUGCUCCUGGAGCAUCGAAAGCAACAGAAUGAGAGUGCAGAGGAUGAGCAGGAACUUUCCAAGGUCUUUAUAAAGACACUCAACUCUACAGCCCACUUCAGUCCUUUCAAAAACAGAGACACCAUUGCCAGUGUCUGUAGCUUGUUGCUCCAGAAAAAGCUUCAUAAGGUUGAGUUAGCACGUUUGGCCAACCUUUGGCCAGAGGCUGCUGAGGAGUCCAAGGCUCGGAUCCCAAGCUUGGAGGGGCGGUUUGAAGAUGAGGAGCUAUGGCAGAUUCUUAAUAAUAUUCAGACUAAGUGCAGCUCCCAGUAUUAA
Molecule: messenger RNA, 765 nt
Organism: Erinaceus europaeus (western European hedgehog)
Lineage: Eukaryota; Metazoa; Chordata; Mammalia; Eulipotyphla; Erinaceidae
Product: RNA polymerase II subunit D
Exons: 5
Coding region: 1-765 (254 amino acids)
Biological process (GO): transcription initiation at RNA polymerase II promoter; nuclear-transcribed mRNA catabolic process, deadenylation-dependent decay; mRNA export from nucleus in response to heat stress
Cellular component (GO): RNA polymerase II, core complex; P-body
Molecular function (GO): translation initiation factor binding; nucleotide binding
Source: RefSeq, a predicted model, not a curated record